Salvia splendens (bonfire salvia) is the source of this 585-nucleotide messenger RNA. Its product is annotated as flowering-promoting factor 1-like protein 3. The record is from RefSeq and is a predicted model, not a curated record. Lineage: Eukaryota; Viridiplantae; Streptophyta; Magnoliopsida; Lamiales; Lamiaceae. Gene Ontology annotation, biological process: regulation of flower development. The coding region runs from base 53 to 364 and encodes 103 amino acids. The transcript has a single exon.
UUUCCCACAUCGAAACAAAAUCCUCACUUUCACUUACAUAUUUAUUCCAAUAAUGUCCGGCGUUUGGGUGUUCAAGAAUGGGGUGGUCCGGCUGGUGGAGAACGGUGGCAGCGACAGUCCUCGCCGGAAAGUGAUGGUCCACGUGGCAUCGGGUGAAGCCAUCACAUCGUACUCGGUUCUUGAGAGAAUCUUGUUUUCACUAGGGUGGGAGAGGUACUACGAUGAUCCGGAGCUGCUGCAGUUCCACAAGAGAUCUACGGUGCACCUCAUCUCUCUCCCCCGAGACUUCAACAAGUUCAAAUCCAUUCACAUGUACGACAUCGUUGUCAAGAAUCGAAACGAGUUCGAAGUCAGAGACAUGUGAUGUCAUGUCAUCCUUCUUAAUUAAUUACUAUAUAUUAUGAUUUGUGUGUGUGUGUGUGUGUUAAUAAUUAAGUUGUUGAGUUUGUUGUGUUCGUAGUUUAAUUAGAGAAUUAGAGUUAUUGUUUGUUUUGUACAAAAUGGUUGUCUACUAAUUACGUUGUUUAAGUUUGUAAUGAAUUGGUUGUGUGAGAUGAUUUAUGUAAGGUAUUCAAUUGGCUCUGA